Toxotes jaculatrix (banded archerfish) is the source of this 5192-nucleotide messenger RNA. It is a transcript of the gene amer1, whose product is annotated as APC membrane recruitment protein 1. Gene Ontology annotation, cellular component: plasma membrane. Gene Ontology annotation, biological process: regulation of canonical Wnt signaling pathway. The transcript has 2 exons. Gene Ontology annotation, molecular function: phosphatidylinositol-4,5-bisphosphate binding; beta-catenin binding. Lineage: Eukaryota; Metazoa; Chordata; Actinopteri; Toxotidae. The record is from RefSeq and is a predicted model, not a curated record. The coding region runs from base 491 to 3598 and encodes 1035 amino acids.
CAUCAUCCUGCAUUUGAACGCUGGGCUUUUUUCACCCCCAGUUUUUCCUUUUUUGGGGGGGAAUAUCUCCAGUGAAAUCGUCAUGCGUGGCUAAACUGGACACAUUAAUCCAGUCCCUGUGCAGCUGGCGACUGUCAGACUCACAUCACAGCCACAAACUGCAGGACACACACUGGUGAAUGAGGUUAACGUUGUUAGCAAGCACCGCAGCUAGCUAACAAAUGAAACCGUAUCUGGUCUGAGCUGCUCCAGGGCCCGAGUUGACCACAAACCGCCUGCAGUGACCCAAAGUUAAAACCACGAAGUGUGCACUAAGAGGUAACUUCGUCUUCAUGGGGAGAAACCAACACCAGCGCCGUGCUGCACGAUUUUGGCUAUAGUUGGGCUCACAUCGGAUGGAGAACAAAUUCACUGCAAUCAUCCCAUCAGCUGAUUUUGAAAAUUCAGCCACUAUGCCCUGUGCUGGACUGCUUCUGUAAACGUGGUAGCCAUGGCUUCUCGCAAGGUUGACGAGCUACCCGAUGAUUCCAGGGAUUUAACAGUCUCUGAACAGCUUCCCCGAUGUGGACCUGAUGACAUCACGGAAGAGCUUCAGUCGGAGGCUCCGAACGCUCCAGUGAAAUCUCAAAAAUCUGGAAAAUUUAGGAGGACUGCCCUAACGUUUUUCGGUGUUCGUAAAAGUAUCUGUAUUUUACCAAGCUUUUUUGGAGGAAGGAGUAAAAAUCAGAACAAGUGGUCUUCAAAGAAAGGAAUCACCAAAAGCAGAACGCACGAUGGGCUAAGUAAGGUUAGUCAUGAUGACAGUCUGAGAGGUAGGUACACCUCAGCUGGAGACUGUGAAUACCACAGCCAGAGGGAUUCUUCUGGAGAGCUCCACGGUAGCUGUCACAAUGAAUGUAGUCACCCCGCUGCUGACCAGAAAUCACUGACUCUCGGCCGGCAGAAAAAGGGUUUGAGGAGUCUUUUUUACAGUUUUAAACAUCAUAGAAACCAUAGAAAUUUUGGAUCAGAUAAAACUGAAAUGAUUGCAAUGUCCUCUCCUCACUGCAAGAAAGCGGUGCCUGUUGUCCAGGACAACACCAACCAGUAUGUCACAGAGUGCCUGGGAUCUGAACCUGAUGUGCCUGAUUUUGCAGAUGUUACAUGUGAUAUUCCCACUGGUCCUGAAUGUAGUGAUUUCGAUGCAGUGGCAUUAGAGAAGAGUGUGGAGCAAGAGAGCCCAAAGUCUGAGCUGAAUGAUCAGAUGUGCGAUGAUCACAUGGAGGAAAUGAAUUUGAUGGCUGUAGUUCCCAGCGAUUACAAGGAGACUUCUAGAGGUCACAGCGAGCCUUGCCUCAAACUUGAGAUGAUGUCUGAGCCUGCAUUGAAGUCUGAAACACCUGCCGGCUCAUCGGAUCAGCUAAACGUGAUUUUCGGAGACGUUGCAUCAUUAAAGAGCUUUGACUCACUCACCGGCUGUGGGGACAUUAUUGCAGAUCAAGAGGAUGACAGCAUCACAGAGAGCACGGUUUCUGGAGAAAGGAGCAGAAAUGGAGGAAAGAGGGCCUCUUGUUAUCUCACUUAUCAGGGUGGUGGUGAAGAAAUGGCCUCACCUGAAGAUUUGGAUGAAGAAUGUCUUCAGGAUUUCUGGGGAAAUAAUACCUCAGAAGAAAUCUGCUGUACUUGCAGCCAAGACCACACGGAUAUGACUGCCGAGCUGACAAGUUCUCACAAUAUGGACUUAAUGAACAGUAACAGUGCCCAGCAAGCCAGUGGCAUGGACACUUCUUCAAUUGCUGAUGUGUUAACUCCUCAAAGUGAGCAUCAAGAAUCAGUUCCAAACAGUGAUGAGGGCUACUAUGAUUCAACUACGCCGGGGCCAGAUGAAGGUCAAGAAAAAACAGAUAGACUAAGGACAGACAGGCUACCCAGGGACAGUUACAGCGGUGAUGCCCUUUAUGAACUUUUUGCACCCGAUGAGAGUCUCAUCAGUCCACAUUAUGAAAACAAAUCAAAACUGCCCAGUUCGAAACAGUGUGAGUACCUAAGUGAGCCAGUUGAUGUGACAGAUUCUGCCUUUGCUCCUGAAAUGAAUCGAUUACAAAUAAGUGCUGAACUGUAUAAGGUUCACAAUUUCCUAGAGAGCAGUAAAUCCUCUGAGUUGGCACAAAACAUGAUUGGUCAGCAGGAAAUUGGCUUGAAUAAAAACUGUAAUUUGAAUUCAAAACCACAAGCAUCAGGCAACAAGAAUAAUAUAGAACCGGAUGUAUUUGAUGAAAAGGGAAAUAUGCCUGCUUCCGCUGAAAAAGGAAGAAAAUCCAUUAAUGCUGAGAAAAGGCAUAGCAGCAUAUCAUUCGGAAGCACAUCUGACCCAGAUUUUGAAACGUUUUGCGAACCCAAAGAGCAACAUCUUGAGGAAAACAAGCCCGUGGCUUUACCAUACAGAAAUAUCAAUUCUCAGUCUCCAGAUUGUAACAAUGAUUUGGAUGAUGGGCAAACUGUGUGUUUCUCACAAGCACUUGUUGACUAUACAAAACACUCUCAGAUGCUGAGUAACUUGCACAACAGUGUGGAUGAUUUGGAGACAAACUCUGCCUUCACUCCAAAUAUGGAGGCCUUACCUACCAUAGUCACGUUUGAUGUGGUGGAUAUGCACAAUGAGGGCGAAUACGACGAGCAGAUUCACAUGGAACUGGAGGAGGACAUUUCGUCGCCCUAUCAGGAAUUUGAAGAAAGCUACCUACAAAAAGAUGGAUUUGCAGAAUUUGACUAUCAAAUGUUAGACCUGUACGAACAGAACCUGAUCAGUAAUACAUGGGCAAUUGCUAGUCUCCCACGGCACCUAGGCCUUACAAGAGUCAGCCAGUCCAUGCCUAAUCCGUUGUCUCUAGACAGGAGGAGUAGAUCUCUAGACACGGAGGGCCUUGAGUUAAAGAUGCCUGACACAUACAGAGAGGAAAGAGCUGCUAUUAUUUCCUGUCCUCAAAAUGAAAAGGACUCUGAAAGAGACUCUUCGCCAUAUUACAAAAAGAAUGUACUUGUGUCUGCAUCGGACGUUAAAGACAGUAGCAGCAUUAUGGCCUUAUCGUGGCAAACAAGGUCAGAAUUGGCUCUAAGCCUUCCUGUGACAGAUGGGGAAAUCACUGAAAAAGUACAAAGUGUUAGUCAGGCCCAAGUCAAACACAAAAUAUUUUCUGCUUCAUCCAGGAGUGAUUUUCCUGACAGCAAAUCACAGCGUCUUUGCUCCAAUGUGUCAGACAGACUAUCCUGUGAUUUAAUGUCACAGGAUACUGAGCUUUACAAUAGACAGUGUCACCUUCCUUUGCAGUCAGACUCUUGUUUACCUCAGAGCACCUUUGUUUAUUCUGGCAUGGUGGAGGAGGUAUCAGGUGAUAUUGAUGAUGACAUUUUUUGUAAAGCUGCCACUAAUUUGCAGUCCUACAACCAGUGUGGUAAAAGCAGACCAGUGGCUAAUAGGGAAGGAAUAUCUCACACUGGGAGUCCUAUAAACGCAGGUGUCUCUAAAGAUGAAAUGACCGUCUUCAGUGAAACAAGAACACCCAGGGAUGUGGCAUGCCCUGUAGCCUGCAGCAAACUCCCCGAGACAACCUUUAACUGAAAGGCUCUUAAUCGUACAGUUGGAAUUAAAAUCCCAUGUGUACAUACAGUAUGUGCCAAUGAGUGCUUUUAUGUUACAUCCAAGGGAGUAACUGUUGCUUCAUGUAUACUUGAACAACCUAUUCCUUUGAGAAGUAGUUGUACACUGUGAUAAACGGGACACAAAUCAGUAAUUGAAAUUAUUCAGAGAUGUGGAGUCUGUGACAUCACGCUGUGUCAACUACAACGCUGUCUUGGGAAAUCAAAAGGGAUUUUCUGCAUUUGCACAGUAACAGUUGCUUGUUUCAUACAGAUCACAUACAUGUCAGUCCACUGAAGGUGUUCAAGGGAGUACUUGUGUUAUUUGCAUUGGAAAUGCUCAUGAUUCAUCUCAUUAAGCUAUUGAAUAUCACUAGAAUGUUUUUACUCAUAUGUAGCCUCAGUAUCCAGGUCUCAGUAGUAAUGCCGCACUUAGAUUAAUGGCUGUUCAUUAGCCUGGAUUCCAUAGCACAGCCAAACAGUGCUAGCUAAGUCUUGCUUACUUUGCCAGUUGCCUCUAAACGUGUAUUCUUAUGCUUUAAGUGCCAGCUUAUGUUUCGUGUUUACUGCUUUUUCACAGCCUCUCUUUGCUCCAGUAAGGUGUAUGUUGGCCUGUCAUUAUGCCCACAUUUAUUGUUUCUAGCUGUUUCUUGGUUUUCCCCAAUUUCGGACCAGAUUGGGUUUAGGAAACAAAAAGAGGAAGAGUAUCUCAGUUCACCAGGAGGAAACCCUCAAUCCACUGUAGUGAACGUGUGUCUUGAUAUCUUCAUGGGGAAUAUCUGAAGUGAAUCAAGCUGUUACUGUAUUUGACUUAAUCUCAAAAUAUCUAACAGGAAGUGUACAGAUGGACUGGCAUUUCAUUGACAUGCUGUAGAUGGCUUUUCAAGGCAAAGCCACUUUGUUUGCGUAACACAUUUCACAUGCAGUUACUCUGUGUCUGAAAGUGCUUUACAUAAGACAAUGAGGAAGCAGUUUAGAUACCGGCAGAGUAUAAUAUCUAUAAAAUGGUAAAGGAAAAAAAAAAAAGCGAAUAGUACCUAAUAGUCUCAAAGUUAUUGUGUUUGCCUCUGGCCUGACAAGCCAAUUUGGCCUUACUGUGGCUGCUGUUUUUCUUUGGUCCCAUUUUUCAACAGUUUGACCACCUGUGAAGUGCAGAGUUCUCACUGACAUGGUGCACUCCAUUAUUGUGUUACUGUAAGCUAAAUGGAAUGAUGUUUGAUUUGUUUGAUUUUGUUUGGAGUUUAAAAAAAAAAGAAGAAAAAAUGGUAUUUUCACCUUGUAUCAUUUUCUUGUGAAUUUAAUGUCUGAUUGGUCAGAGGUUAAACUGUCAGAUGAUGUAGUUUUUUAUGGCGUAAUAUUGAACAACAACAAAAAAAUGUAUUUAUAUUCUCAGCUAUUAGUACACCGUAACAUUGUAUUUAGAAUGGUUAUUACAAAUUGGCAAUAUUCAGUUUCAGUUUUCUUUUUUUUUGUUUGAAAGUUACAUCCAUGUUACACUACAGGAUUCCUCUUGAAAGUCUGUUACAGUUUUGUCUGAGUAGAACACUGCCUUACACUAAAAUAAACAUGACAAGACA